AUGGAUCGAUCUCAAUCUCUAAAUGCUCCACCAUAUUUUGAUGGUAGCAACUAUGCCUUUUGGAAAGUUCGGAUGAAGGCAUUCUUAUGUUCAAUUGAUGAAAGUGUUUGGGAUGCAGUAGAUGUAGGAUGGACUAGGCCAAAGGCCGCUAAAUCCACAUGGGAUAAGGCGGCUCUUGCGGUAGCAAAUGCAAAUAGCAAAGCACUAAACGCUAUUUUUUCUGGUGUUUCUCUAGAUGAGUUACACAAGAUUUCUCACGUAACAGUUGCCAAGGACGCAUGGCAGAUAUUAGAGACCACCUAUGAAGGCACGAAGGAGCUGAUUGAGGUGGUUAUUGGCAAGUUCAAUUUGGGUGAGAAAACAGAGGAAUCAAAGAUAGUGAGGAAAAUCCUUCGAUCAUUGCCAGAGAGCUUCCGUGCAAAAGUUACAGUUUUUGAAGAGAGUAAGGAUUUUGAUAAUAUUAAGGUUCAAGAACUAAUUGGCUCACUUCAAACAUAUGAGCUAUCAUUGCCAUCAAAAAGGAAGAGCAAAUCCCUUGCGCUUAAGACAAUUAAUGAGAGGGUGGAAGCUCACGAAUCUUUGGAUGAGGAUGAGGUCGAUAAAGAUGUGACAUAUCUUGUGAAGAAUUUUCGAAAGUUCUUAAAGUUCAAGAAGAAUGGAAAGUUUGCUGAGAAGGGAAAAUUCCCAAAUUUUGGAAAGGAGAAAAAGGAUUUCAAGAGGAAAGAUGAGAAGGGCUCUCAAUCCUCUCAAGGAAUCACCUGCUUCGAAUGCAACGGACAUGGACAUCUUAAGAAAGAGUGUCCCAAUUAUUUGAGAGCAAAGGGCAAAGUGUAUGCUACUACUCUAAGUGAUUCAGACUCCUCUAAUUCAGAUUCAGAUGAAAGCUGUGAUGGAGAGGGAAACUUCUCUGCAUUCAUGACCAUUGCUCCUAUGGAAUAUUCGGAUGAUUUGGGUGCGCUUGUGGAAGAGCUUGGAGAGCACAUUGAAUUGGAGUCAAUUAGGAUAGUUGAGGAAUCUGAUGAUGAGGAAGAUGAAGGAACAGUGGGACUGCAAGAGACCUACAAUUCUCUCCUUGAGAAGACCGGUGAAUAUGCAAAAUUGGUUAACGCAGCCAUUAAAAAGAUGAAGAGGGCAGAGAAAGAUUAUAGAAGUCUUCUAGUGCAAUACAAGGAGACUAAAUGUGAAAUGGAGACGCUGAAUGGAGAGUUGAUCGAAGCCUACUCAAAGAUAAAAUUUCUUGAGCUUAAGGUGGUUCAAGCUAAUGCUAAAGUAGAGCAAGUCUCCUCCAAGAAGCUUGAUGAAUUGGAUGCUCAUCAAAAACCAUUCUCUGAUAGAAGCGGGUUAGGAUACACCAGAGAGAGCAGUUCAGCUGCGAAUAUAUCCAAGGAAAUGAAGUUUGUGAAAGCCAAAGAACUGAUGGUAGCUACCACGAAUGCUAAGAAAGUGAAGUCAAAGAAGAAGAGAAAUGUGACUGACCAACGAUUUAUGACUAAGCCUCCUAACCAAUCAAUGGUCAAACCUAAGGGUAAAGGGAAAUCACUCCCAAAGUCACAAAGAGGUCCGAGAACCCAACACUUCUGCCAUCACUGUGGAAUUCAAGGUCACACCAAACCAAAUUGUCAUAAGCUUCAAGCAUUGAAGAAUUCAAGAGCUUAA
Quercus lobata is the source of this 1656-nucleotide messenger RNA. RefSeq lists its product as uncharacterized. Gene Ontology annotation, molecular function: zinc ion binding; nucleic acid binding. The record is from RefSeq and is a predicted model, not a curated record. The transcript is spliced from 2 exons. NCBI's taxonomy places the organism in Eukaryota, Viridiplantae, Streptophyta, Magnoliopsida, Fagales, Fagaceae. Bases 1 to 1656 code for a protein of 551 amino acids.